AGAAGAGCGCAGCUCGGCUGCGGGGACAGAGCGCAACUCCCGGAGAGAGGCUGUGGGAGGCAUGGGCGCGGGCCCGGCGCUGGCAGCGCUGCUGCUGGCCGGGUCGGUGCUGAGCGCCACGCUGCUGGCCCCCGGCCGCCGGGCGGAGCCAGAUUUAGAUGAAAAAAGGAACGUGGAGCUGAAGAUGGAUCAGGCUUUGCUGCUUAUUCACAAUGAACUCUUGGGGACGAGCCUGACUGUGUACUGGAAAUCUGAUGACUGUUACCAAUGCACCUUCCAGCCACUGGCGAACGUCUCUCACGGUGGAAAGCCAGCAAAGCCAAGCGUGGCACCUGUCUCUGUGAGCACCCAGCAUGGGUCCAUCCUGCAGGUUAACUCCACCUCGGAGGAGAGAGCAGCUUGCAGGCUGGAAUACAAAUUUGGAGAAUUUGGAAACUAUUCCCUUUUGGUGCAGCAUGCUUCCAGCGGGGCCAAUAAAAUUGCCUGUGACAUCAUCGUCAAUGAGAAUCCAGUGGACAGUAACCUUCCUGUGAGCAUCGCAUUCCUUGUUGGUUUAGCCCUCAUCGUCGCAGUAUCCCUCCUGAGGCUCUUGCUGAGUUUGGAUGAUGUCAAUAACUGGAUAUCUAAGACAAUAGCUUCUCGAGAAACUGACCGUCUCAUCAAUUCUGAGCUAGGGUCUCCCAGCAGAGCAGACCCUCUCAGCGCUGAUUACCAACCAGAAACUCGGCGUUCUUCUGCGAACCGUCUCCGAUGUGUGGACACAUUUAGGGGGUUAGCUCUCGUCCUCAUGGUCUUUGUUAACUAUGGAGGAGGAAAGUAUUGGUACUUCAAACAUUCAAGUUGGAACGGACUGACUGUGGCCGACCUCGUCUUCCCAUGGUUUGUAUUUAUUAUGGGAACUUCAAUUUUCCUAUCAAUGACUUCUAUCCUGCAACGAGGAUGUUCAAAACUCAAACUGCUGGGGAAGAUUGUGUGGAGAAGCUUCCUGCUAAUCUGUAUAGGAGUUAUCAUUGUCAACCCCAAUUAUUGCCUUGGUCCAUUGUCUUGGGAUAAAGUGCGGAUCCCUGGUGUCCUGCAGCGGUUGGGAGUGACAUACUUCGUGGUCGCUGUGUUGGAGUUCUUUUUCUGGAAGCCUGUGCCUGACAGUUGUACCUUGGAAAGCAGCUGCUUCUCUCUCCGAGACAUCACGUCCAGCUGGCCCCAGUGGCUCACCAUUCUGACGCUGGAAAGCAUUUGGCUGGCUUUGACAUUCUUUCUGCCUGUCCCUGGGUGCCCUACUGGCUACCUUGGCCCUGGCGGUAUAGGGGACUUGGGGAAGUAUCCUCAUUGUACUGGAGGAGCAGCUGGCUACAUCGACCGCCUGCUCCUGGGAGACAAUCACCUGUACCAGCACCCAUCCUCCACCGUGCUGUAUCACACAGAGGUGGCCUACGACCCUGAAGGAGUCUUAGGGACUAUCAACUCAAUUGUGAUGGCGUUUUUAGGAGUUCAGGCAGGAAAAAUACUGGUGUAUUACAAGGAUCAGACGAAAGCCAUCCUGACCCGAUUUGCCGCCUGGUGCUGUAUCCUUGGGCUUAUUUCUAUUGUGUUGACAAAAGUGUCUGCAAAUGAAGGUUUUAUUCCAAUAAACAAGAAUCUCUGGUCCAUCUCGUACGUCACCACACUGAGCUGCUUUGCCUUCUUCAUCCUCCUCAUUCUCUACCCAGUUGUGGAUGUGAAGGGCCUGUGGACGGGAACCCCCUUCUUCUAUCCAGGGAUGAACUCCAUCCUGGUGUAUGUUGGCCACGAGGUGUUGGAGAACUACUUCCCCUUCCAGUGGAAGCUGGCGGAUGAGCAGUCACACAAAGAGCAUCUCAUUCAGAACAUAGUCGCCACGGCUCUCUGGGUGCUCAUCGCCUACGUGCUCUAUAAAAAGAAGCUGUUUUGGAAAAUCUGACAGCACCCGCUGAAAUACAUAGCUAGAGGAGUCCAGGGGGUCUGGGAGAAGAGCGGCGGCAGCCUCCCUCACAGAGGGGAUUGCUUCCAGAUGCUGCGUCCAAACCGAUUUGCUUAGACAUCAGAAAGUUGCCUGUGUCUUUCUGACUCACAUAUCUAUGCAUCUGAAAUGCCAUGCUCUCCGCUUUCUCCAUUUUGUAUGAAAUUGCUAUAUUUGGAACAUGUGUGGAAAUCUUGUUUAACUUCUCAGAGAUUUACUCUGGACAUUUUGCCUCUGUGAAAGAGGCCAAGGUUGGUAGACUGUGCUUGAUUCAGAGAGAACCCAUUCCAAGCUUGGACAGCACCUGGGGUUUGGUCCCUGGCAUCACAAACAAGCAAACAACAAAAAGAACCAAGUCUUAUUUCCUGAAAACUGACUUUCCACGUGUAUGCGCAUGCCGACCGUACCGCCGUGGUUUCAUGGUCACAGACUAUAAAGCUUUUUGAAUGGACUGUGUCAUGUUGUCUGAUUUUAUUUAUUUUUUUUUUUAUAGUAUGAACUUUAUUGUCUCUAGAAAGCCAAAGUGAUUUUCCUUGUCCACUUUCACGGCUUUGAUGGCCCCACCAAAUGCAUCAUUUAAAGCUACUCGCUUCUUUCCUCACUUGGAAGAAAGCUGAAAUAUAGAUUUGUUAUUGCAAACCACUCUCGUUACAGCUCUGUCUGUCCAUCUACCUUAUUAUUGUCUGUCUGUCUGUCUGUGCUGGCAUGUCUCUGGAUGAUACCUAGGCAUCUCUAGGUACCCAGAGAUGGAGCCCUGGGAAGAAGAACGUUCCUCCGGAGCUGUCUCCUGGGUAAGGUGUGGGGCCAUCCCCUGGCCUGUCAGAGCUUUGGUUCCCUCAUCUGUGGAAGGAAAGGAACAGGGAUGCUCCCUCCUCUCUCAGGGUUUGGAUGUGAUAAGGCGGGACCCAGGAGCCGCUUCUGUGCCAUCUCACAGAAAACCCUGGGAAACCAAUCAUCAAAAAACCUCUCUGUCUGCAUCCAAGUGAACCCUACCAAUGGCUGUCUGUGGUUUCUUAGGGAUGAAAGCGAUGACUGUGUGUACAGACGCCCUCCUGGGAAUUUCCCAGGAGAAUUGUUUUUUUGUUUUUUUUUUGUUUUGUUUUUUUUUUUUUUGGUUUUUCUAGACAGGGUUUCUCUGUGUAGCCCUGGCUGUCCUGGAACUCACUUUGUAGACCAGGCUGACCUCGAACUCAGAAAUCUGCCUGCCUCUGCCUUCCAAGUGCUGGGAUUAAAGGCAUGUGCCACCAUGCCCGAUGAGAAUUGCAUUUUAAAGAAGCAGCACGAUGGGGUUUGUCUUAGUCAGAGUUUCUAUUCUGCACAAAUAUCAUGACCAAGAAGCAGUUGGGGAGGAAAGGGUUUAUUCAGCUUAUACUUCCAUACUGCUGUUCAUCACCAAAGGAAGUCAGGACUGGAACUCAAGCAGGUCAGAAAGCAGGAGCUGAUGCAGAGGCCAUGGAGGGAUGUUCUUCACUGGCUUGCUUCCCCUGGCUUGCUCAGCCUGCUCUCUUAUAGAACCAAGACUACCAGCCCAGAGAUGGUCCCACCCACAAGGGGCCUUUCCCCCUUGAUCACUAAUUGAGAAAAUGCCUUACAGUUGGAUCUCAUGGAGGCAUUUCCUCAACUGAAGCUCCUUUCUCUGUGAUAACCGCAGCCUGUGUCAAGUUGACACACAAAACUAGCCAGUACAGGGUUGUACUUCAGACGAUCCUUCUGUGGUGACCUGGGGACAUUAGAAUCAUGUGCGAAUGGCUUUUGAGUCAGUCCCCUGCUCUGCCCUGGGCUCUUGGCUGGGCUUCCUGUUGUCUUCUCUCCUAUGGCCAAAGCAUCUCUGGCCCAGCUCCUCCCUUCUCUACAAAUGGAAACUCCUUCAUGUUUUCCUAGUUCUAAAUGAUUCAUUCUCUCAGAGCACUGAGCUAACUGCCCCUGUCUUUUCACUACUUAACUUGGACUUUCCCAUGAAAAAAAAUUUUAUACAUGUACAUAUAUAUAUGUAUGUAUGUAUGUAUGUAUGUAUGUAUGUAUAUAUACACACACACACAUAUAUACACCAUAUAUGUCAUAUAUAUGUAUAUAUGUCAUUGCUAAGUCUUGUCAGUUCCAUUCCCAUCUCCCACCUCUUUGUUCUCUAUAUGGCCUCUGUUCUGUGUAGCUGCCUCUUUCUGUGAAGUCACUGGUCCACUGCCACCAGAUCCAGCUUUAUGAAGCAGGAGUUGGAUCAAACCAUCUUGUCCAAUUCGGUUGUGCCUGGGGCAUCUCUGCCUGCCACAGCCCACUUCACUGAUCCCAGCACCUGCUGUUUUCCUGUCUCCGCCAGCCUUGCUGGCUGUAGCUCAGAUGGACCCCUCCCUCCUUCCUCCUCAUGUCUCCCCACCUGUAUUUGAUCUGUCGUUCACAGGGCCCAUUGUGGAAGCAUCACCUCUAAUCUCAUUCUCGGCCAGAGCUGAUCUCCUCUUCGGGGUUCUCACUGACACCCAUCUCCUAGCAUUAAUCGCUUCUGCCUCGUGAGAUGAUUAUUUUCUCUGUUAUCGUGAUGUCAAUGGCAAGAAUUACAUAUUCUGUAUUUUUUGUGGUACCAAAUGCACUGCCUUGUACUUAGCAAGUGCUAAAUAAACAUUUAUUAAAGCAAAA
Molecule: messenger RNA, 4603 nt
Organism: Mus musculus (house mouse)
Lineage: Eukaryota; Metazoa; Chordata; Mammalia; Rodentia; Muridae
Gene: Hgsnat
Product: heparan-alpha-glucosaminide N-acetyltransferase
Exons: 18
Coding region: 62-1936 (624 amino acids)
Biological process (GO): protein complex oligomerization; lysosomal transport
Cellular component (GO): lysosomal membrane
Molecular function (GO): acyltransferase activity; heparan-alpha-glucosaminide N-acetyltransferase activity
Source: RefSeq, marked validated